Anoplopoma fimbria (sablefish) is the source of this 674-nucleotide messenger RNA. Its product is annotated as dysbindin-like. The transcript is spliced from 4 exons. Gene Ontology annotation, cellular component: cytoplasm. Bases 24 to 674 code for a protein of 216 amino acids. The record is from RefSeq and is a predicted model, not a curated record. Lineage: Eukaryota; Metazoa; Chordata; Actinopteri; Perciformes; Anoplopomatidae. Gene Ontology annotation, biological process: negative regulation of protein kinase activity.
CCGGGUCCCACGUCCACGGGAUCAUGUCGUCUACAGGGUCAACCAACCACAACAAGCGUCUGGCAUCGGAGACAGACAACUCUCAGCGGGUGUUGGACAACGAUUCUUCCCAGCACCUGAAGCUGAGGGAGAGACAGCGCUUUUUUGAGGAGGUCUACCAGCAUGACGUCGACAACUACCUGCCCUCUGCUCACCUGCAGGUCGACUGCAGGAAACCCCCCAUGGGGAGUAUCUCUUCUAUGGAGGUGAAUGUGGACGUCCUGGAGCAGAUGGACCUGAUGGACAUCUCUGACCAGGAGGCCCUCGACGUGUUCCUCAACUCAGGCUCAGCAGACGAAGGAGCGCUGGCAUCUCCACUUCCAGAGGGCGAGGAGGAUGAAGAAGAAGAAGAAGAAGAUGAGGAGGAGGAUGAAGAUGCAGAAGUUGUGUACCGUGAGCACCCGCCUUUGAAACGGCAAGAAGAAAUCCACCGCGGCUCGAAGCCCCGCAUGUCCUCUACAUCAUCUGGUUCCAGUGACACCAGCGGGGCUGGAGUCGACACGCCUGUGAUCCAGUCGGACGAUGAAGAAGUCCACGCCGACACUCUGCUGCUGACCUCUGUUCCCCAUGCCAGGGAUGAAGAAACAGAGGAGGAAGACGAGGAGGAAAGAUGCCUUGCAACUAAAUCUCCAUAA